AUGUCCAUUGCUUUCAGAACACCGGGAAAUUACACGUGCAACUCGUGCCAGAUCGUGCUGCCCACGGCCGAUGUGCAGAGAAUCCACAUGAAGACCGACUGGCACAGAUACAAUCUGAAACGGCGGGUUGCUGGACUCACUCCGGUGGAGUCUGUUAUCUUUCAGUCGAAAGUUGCUCUUCAGCAGCGGCAGGAUGCUUUUAAUGCCACCCAGGACGAGUUUGGGUUCUAUGUGCACAAAAAGACAACUAGUGGCCGCCGUCAGCCGACGAAAAAGGACGCAAAACGACAAAGAAGACGAGACUCUGGUGCUGGCCGUCGCGCCGAUCGACGCGCCCUAUCUCCAGCCGGGUCUGUUGCGUCAAGAGUGAGCGAGUUUUCUCUUGGCACGGUGAACAGCGGGGUGGACUCCGAGUACACGCUGGAUGAUCUUGUUUCUGAUCGGGCCGACAGCGAGUUUGAGUUCGCCAGCACUACAGAGGUCUCGGAUACAGACGAUUCCGACGGCUAUUCUACGGAGGAGGAAGAAGAGGUGGUUUUGACAAACUGUUUCUACUGCGGAGCCGUCUACGAUGACGAAGAGGCUAACGUUGCGCACAUGUCGAGUUAUCACGGGCUUUUCAUCCCGGAAAAAGAGUAUUUGACGGAUCUGAGUGGCCUGCUCCAGUAUCUUGGAGACACGCUGAUCUUGCAUAAGGAGUGUCUCCGGUGUGGAUUUGUCGGCAAGAACACUGAGAGCAUACGGCAGCACAUUCGCAGCAAGGGUCAUUGCGUGAUUCCGUACGAGACGCGGCCGGAACGGCAGCUUAUUGAGAAAUUUUACACUUUUGACGAAGACGAUUUGACCACAGUUAAAAUUCUUCCUAGCGGCAUUGAGCUACCGGACGGACGAGUUCUUGGAAGCCGGUCGUUCUCCAAAUACUACAAACAAAGUUUUCCGCGCAGAGACAGAGAGGUUGGCGAGGGAGAACAGACCAUGACGUUGAUGGUGGCAGACCGCAAGGCGGAGUUUGCCGCGGUGGCUCGGCCGGUGAUCGAGACGAGAAGAGAAAAGGUGAGUCUGCGGCAGAUCCGCAAACAAAACAACCUUGCACAUUUCAGAGACCCGUUGAAUUGA
Messenger RNA from Ogataea philodendri, 1116 nucleotides. RefSeq lists its product as uncharacterized. Gene Ontology annotation, cellular component: preribosome, large subunit precursor. The record is from RefSeq and is a predicted model, not a curated record. The transcript has a single exon. Bases 1 to 1116 code for a protein of 371 amino acids. Gene Ontology annotation, biological process: ribosomal large subunit biogenesis. NCBI's taxonomy places the organism in Eukaryota, Fungi, Ascomycota, Pichiomycetes, Pichiales, Pichiaceae.